Molecule: messenger RNA, 2874 nt
Organism: Nycticebus coucang (slow loris)
Lineage: Eukaryota; Metazoa; Chordata; Mammalia; Primates; Lorisidae
Gene: NUCB1
Product: nucleobindin 1
Exons: 13
Coding region: 143-1519 (458 amino acids)
Cellular component (GO): endoplasmic reticulum-Golgi intermediate compartment; extracellular exosome
Molecular function (GO): calcium ion binding
Source: RefSeq, a predicted model, not a curated record
CUGAGGGAGGUGGGGGAUGAGGUCCUGGAUUGCUGAGUCUGAGGGACUAGGGUGUUAGAAGCCAGUAUUCCUGGCUCCGACUCCUGUGUUGGAGGAAGAGAAGGCUGGAGUCCUGGGAUCUUUAGUCCCGGACCACGCCGCCAUGCCUCCCUCUGGACCUCGUGAAGCCCUCCUGUCACCUCUCCUGCUGCUGCUGCUGUCUCUGCUGCACUCUGUGCUGGCCGUUCCCCUGGAGCGGGGGGCACCCAACAGGGAAGAGAACCCCGCGACCGAGAGCCCCGAUACAGGCCUAUACUACCACCGGUACCUCCAGGAGGUCAUCAAUGUGCUGGAGACAGAUGGACACUUUCGGGAGAAGCUGCAGUCUGCCAAUGCGGAAGACAUCAAGAGCGGGAAGUUGAGCCGAGAGCUGGACUUCGUCAGCCACCAUGUCCGCACCAAACUGGAUGAGCUCAAGCGACAGGAGGUGUCACGGCUGAGGAUGCUGCUCAAGGCCAAGAUAGAUGCCGAGCAGGAGCCCAAUGUACAAGUGGAUCACCUGAAUCUCCUGAAACAGUUUGAACACCUGGACCCUCAGAAUCAGCACACAUUUGAGGCCCGAGACCUGGAGCUGCUGAUCCAGACGGCCACCCGUGACCUUGCCCAGUACGAUGCAGCCCAUCACGAAGAGUUCAAACGCUAUGAGAUGCUCAAGGAGCACGAGAGACGCCGUUACCUGGAGUCGCUGGGAGAAGAGCAGCGAAAGGAGGCAGAGAGGAAGCUGGAAGAGCAACAGCGCCGGCACCGAGAGCACCCCAAAGUCAAUGUGCCUGGCAGCCAAGCCCAGUUGAAGGAGGUGUGGGAGGAGCUAGAUGGAUUGGACCCCAACAGGUUUAACCCCAAGACCUUCUUCAUACUGCAUGAUAUCAACAGCGAUGGUGUCCUGGAUGAGCAGGAACUAGAGGCCCUCUUCACCAAGGAGCUGGAGAAGGUAUAUGACCCAAAGAACGAGGAUGAUGACAUGCGGGAGAUGGAGGAGGAGCGUCUGCGCAUGCGGGAGCACGUGAUGAAGAAUGUGGACACCAACCAGGACCGCCUUGUGACCCUGGAGGAGUUCCUCACAUCCACCCAGAGGAAGGAGUUUGGGGAUACUGGUGAAGGCUGGGAGACAGUGGAGAUGCACCCUGCCUACACUGAGGAAGAACUAAGGCGUUUUGAGGAGGAGCUGGCCAUCCGAGAGGCAGAGCUGAAUGCCAAGGCGCAGCGCCUCAGCCAGGAGACAGAGGCUCUUGGGCGGUCCCAGGGUCGCCUGGAGGCCCAGAAGAGAGAACUGCAGCAGGCUGUUCUGCACAUGGAGCAGAGGAAGCAGCAGCAGCAGGGCCAGAAUGCCCCGGCCUCCAACCCUGAGGGACAGCUCAAGUUCCACCCAGACACAGAUGAUGCACCUGUCCCAGCUCCAGCUGGUGACCAGAAGGAUGUGGAGGCUUCAGAAAAGAAGAUUCUUGAACAGCAGCCCCCUGAGGUGCCCCAGCACCUGUGACCCUUCAGAGAUCCCAGCCCUCCAGAUUCCUAUCAAGGCAGAUGAUGGGAGCUGAAUGAUGGUCACAAUCAGCCUUCCCUGGGGCCAGCAAAAUUUGUGGCCUCCUAUUGGCAGGGGGAUAGGGUAGCUUGCUGCCAGGCCCCAUAUCUGCUUAUCUCAGCUUUCACAGCCUCCAAGUGUAUGGUCAAUUCCUCUGUCCCCCUCCAAAGGGCUUGCCUUCUCUUGUGUCUGGAUCCAUUUAAUUUAGGGAAGCACCUUCGUCCCCCCCAAGAGAAUCUGUCCCUGCCUUCCUGGAUAGGUUGGCCGCAGCUGCCCAGGUUGUGGCCGCUCCUGCUUUCUAUGUCCUCACAGUGGCUGGAAUCCUGCCUGCUGCACGGGGCCCAGCUUCUGUUGAUUUAUGGGGCUUUGGGGUGAUCCCUCGAGACCUUCUCAUACCUUUUGCAAGACCAGUGAUGCCUCAAAGAUAUUGUCUUCUCCACAGCUGGAUGCUGAGGGCCAGGGCAUCAUCAGCAUAGCUGGUCAGCUCCUUGGGAGCCUGAAUUUUCCUGAGGCCUUGGCUUCCAGCCACCUCAUCACCAGCUCCUCCCCUGCUUCUCAGCCCCUAGUCCCUUCCCCUCACAGAAGGGUCCCAGAGCUGACCCCGCUGCCCCAGGACCAGGUCCUGGCCCUCAGCCUCAUGUAGGAGGCCCUGAAAGGUGGCCCCACCACCUUUCUGGCCUCAUAUCACGUUGUUCCGUGUCAUUCUCUGUGCUCUGGUUCCAACCAAAUAUACUGUCUGGAAAAAAUACUUGCCUCCAUUGUCAUGUCUGUUCCCUCUGAAACCCCAUCUCCAUGUCACCUGCUAAAGUCUUCAUCUUUUAAGGUUCAAUUCAAGUAUCACCUCUGAGGGGUUCAGUCCUGGUUGCUUCUGUCUGCUCUGACAAGUGCACUGCCUUAACUCAAGAGCGCUUUAGCCACAAGGACAGAAAACCCUAACCUGGGCUUAAACAAUAAAAAUAAUGUGUUAUCACCCAAAACAAGAAGUUCUAAGACAGGAUGUCUUCAGGGAUAUCAGGGAGGCAUGGUGGCCAUAUGCUGCCUCAUGGUCCCAAAGUGGCUGCAGCUGCCACAGGAGUCAUAUGUCUGCACUAGCACCCUGCAAAGGGAGAGGCCACAUCCUGCCCGAAGCAUUGUCAUAAGUGGAGAAAGUCUGUCCUUAAACCUCCAUCUUAGCUUGGCGCCUAUAGCUCAAGCAGCUAGGGCGCCAGCCACAUAGAGCAGAGCUGGCAGGUUCAAAUCCAGCACCCUAUCCUUUGAGCCACCAGGACCACCCAGGACCCAAAAAUCUUUUGACUUAAAGAAAACAGGCAGGCGGC